AUGGACAAAUCUAUUUUCUACGACUAAAUUAAUAAAAUAUAGAAUGAUAUUGAUAAAAAUGAUACCUAUUUAUAAUAUGAUAUUGACUAAAUUUAAAUAUAAGAAUACUUCUUAAACAAAUUAAAAGAUUUGACUCAAAAACCUUUGUAAAUAGAAAUGGAAGAAACACUAAAGAAAUGUCAACUUUAAAUGUAAGAUAAUAAUAAAGUUGAUAAUAGAAAGAAUGAUUUAAGAUUACACAUAGAAUAAGAUCUUUCUGCACUCUCAUUAAGAAACGUAGAUAAGAAAGGAGUUCUUGCAAUAUAAAAUGAAGUAAAUGAAAAAUCUAAAGAUAUAAAAAAUAAUAAAGGGGGGAAAAUACAUUAAAAAUAAACAAGAAUAGUCAGUUUCUUACCUCCUUUAUUAAUUUCUUUAGCAGCUGAUAUACUUAAAUUUAUCCUCUAUUAUCUUAAUAUCGAUUUUCCUUUAUUUAGUUUUUAAAAAAAUCAUUUUGGAGGCGCUCAUGUAACUUCAGUAGGAUCAAUCGGUAUUGAUGAUGCUUUCGUACCUUAUGUUAAUAGCACAAAUGUACCUAUGUUAAUAGCUUUAGGAAGAGUUAAAGAAAAACCUAUUGUAAAGAAUGGGAAAAUAGAAAUAGCUCCAAUUAUAACUUGUAAUUUUACAAUUGAUCAUAGAUUUAUGGACGGAAGCUAAGCAAAAAGUGGAUAAAAUGCCUUCAAAGAUUUUUUAUUAAUGAGUGAUUAGAAAUUAGAAUCUGACUGA
Ichthyophthirius multifiliis is the source of this 762-nucleotide messenger RNA. RefSeq lists its product as hypothetical. Gene Ontology annotation, molecular function: acyltransferase activity. Lineage: Eukaryota; Ciliophora; Oligohymenophorea; Hymenostomatida. The transcript is spliced from 6 exons. The record is from RefSeq and is a predicted model, not a curated record.